Messenger RNA from Miscanthus lutarioriparius, 813 nucleotides. NCBI's taxonomy places the organism in Eukaryota, Viridiplantae, Streptophyta, Magnoliopsida, Poales, Poaceae. The record is from the annotation of a GenBank genome assembly.
AUGGAGCGGGAUCACUUUGAAACAAACCCUGCUGCCGGUUCUUCAUCCCAACCUAUGUUACUUGACAACCUGCUGGCAAAAGAGAAUUUGAUAGAUAAUAAAAUUAUUGUGCCAGUUGAGAACAACAAGAAGCGUCACCCACACAUGAAUAUCCUUUCAAGAGAUAAUGGGGAUCCACCAGCCAAGAGAAGGCUUGAUUUUACUGAUAUGGAUGAGGGUUGUGGCCCAGCCAUUGCACUUGCCCCCAAUAUUGUGGACAGCAGCUUGACCAUCCAUCCUUCGGCCAAGCGUUAUCUGAGGAUACGCAAAGCAUGGACACGACUGAGAUCGAGAAGAUUUUCUUCAACUAGUCUCCCUAGGAAUUUCGCUAGCAUUUCCAAGAUCAAAGCUAUGCUAGACAAACUGGUUGCUAUUUCCCAACAAUUGCAACUUGCCCGCUCUAAAUUUGAAGCAAGAUCUGGACGAGUAGACCAAGCUGUUGGCGAGGUUAAACAAGAGCUUUCAGUUAAGAAAAAUGCUCUCCAAGCUACCGCCCAGGAAAUGGUUUCAGUUGAAGAGAGGAAAGCUGAGCUUUUAGCAGAGGUUGCCAAGUUUAACCUUGCCUUGAAGGAACUGGAGGAGGAGAAAAAGCUAUUGAAGACUCAGUCUGCCCAGGAAUUAGACAUGAAGGAGCAAGAACAAGCGCUGUGUAAUGCCACUACAAAGGCAAACAAGAGAGCCAAUGAUGACCUCCUGGCAAAGACGAUGGUUCCUAUCCAGGAGGCUGAGAAGCUUUUGAAUGAUUUGAACCAAAUCCUCUCCAAAGUCAACUGA